Messenger RNA from Cucumis melo (muskmelon), 1624 nucleotides. RefSeq lists its product as uncharacterized. Bases 73 to 1392 code for a protein of 439 amino acids. The record is from RefSeq and is a predicted model, not a curated record. The transcript has 2 exons. Lineage: Eukaryota; Viridiplantae; Streptophyta; Magnoliopsida; Cucurbitales; Cucurbitaceae.
AUACUUUCAUUUAUUUUCCAAACAAAAACACAAAAAUUUGAGAACUAAUUAUAUCAACCUAUAGUUUUCAAUAUGGCAAGAAUUGCCAUAUUAUUUCUCUUCUUGUUCUUCUCAGCUGCAGUUGAAGGACUUCCAAACACCAAGAAAGUUAAAUGCCAUGACGAUAAUUAUCCUCAAUGUUACAAAUCCGACCUUUAUUGUCCUGCUGAUUGUCCUGAAACUUGCGUUGUAGAUUGUUCAUCAUGCCAAGCUGUCUGCAAUCCUCCUCCACCGCCUCGCAGACUCAAAUCUCCACCACCGCCGUAUAUUUACUCUUCUCCCCCACCACCUCCUUAUAUUUACUCUUCGCCUCCGCCACCUCCUCCCUACAUUUAUGCUUCGCCUCCACCGCCUCCGCCAGCUACGUUGCCACCUUCACCUCCAACUCCAACUCCGUCCACUCCAACUCCUCCAACAUCUCCGCCACCGUCGUCUGAGGCAUCGGGGCAAAAGAAAGCUAGGUGCAAGAAUAGGAGCUAUCCACAUUGUUAUGGCAUGGAGCUAAGUUGUCCAAGUUCUUGUCCUGACCAUUGCGAGGUUGAUUGUGUUACUUGCAGCCCCGUUUGCAAUUGCAACCGUCCAGGUUCAGUUUGCCAAGACCCAAAAUUUGUUGGAGGAGAUGGAAUCACCUUCUACUUCCAUGGCAAAAAAGACCAAGAUUUCUGCAUCGUCACCGACUCGAACCUCCACAUCAACGCCCACUUCAUCGGCCGACGAAACGUCAACAUGAAGCGGGACUUCACUUGGGUUCAAUCUCUCGGCAUCCUCUUCGACUCCCACAAGCUCUUCAUAGGUGCUCAAAAAACUGCGACAUGGAAUGAUGCUAUCGAUCGCCUUUCUGUCUCCCUAGACGAUGAAACCAUUCUUCUCUCUAACCAGGAGGGUGCGACCUGGAGAAAUUCAACCUCCAACAAGGAGAUCACAAUAACCAGGACUCAAAACACAAACGCGGUCGAGAUCGAAGUCCCUGGAAACUUCAAGAUCAAAGCCGUCGUCGUUCCCAUAACGGAAAUGGAUUCAAGGAUCCAUAACUAUGGGAUUACACAAGAGGAUUGCUUUGCACAUUUGGACUUGAGUUUCAAGUUCUAUGCAUUGAGUGGGGAUGUGAAUGGGGUUUUGGGUCAAACUUACAGUAGCAACUAUGUGAGCAAAGUGAAGAUGGGAGCGGCAAUGCCUGUUUUUGGUGGUGUUAACGAAUUUGCUUCUUCAAAUAUUUUUUCUACAGAUUGUCAAGUGGCUCGUUUUAGUGGGGAGUCAGAUGGAAAAGAUGACAGUUCUUUGGAGGCUGAAGUCUAUGCCAGUAUGAUGAGGUGUGGAAGUGACACGGAAGGUGGAGUUGUUUGCAAAAGAUAAGUUUGAUUUCCAUUGGUGGAUUAAAUUCUUCAUGCGAAGGAGAAUAAAUAUAUCCUCUAAUGAUUUAUAUAUUAAUAAAUGUUUAAUAAGGCUGGCACAUGGAAAUGUGAAAGGUUUGUGAUCUUUUUCAGAAAAGAAAAAGGGUUUGUUUAUGCAUUAUUUUCUGCAUUCUUAAUUUAUCUCGAGAUUAUUUGGUAUGAUUAUAAUACAAACAUUAUGUGAUGUUUAAAAA